This is a messenger RNA of Aspergillus aculeatus ATCC 16872, 1449 nucleotides long. Its product is annotated as lysine N(6)-hydroxylase/L-ornithine N(5)-oxygenase family protein. Bases 1 to 1449 code for a protein of 482 amino acids. Gene Ontology annotation, biological process: intracellular iron ion homeostasis. Lineage: Eukaryota; Fungi; Ascomycota; Eurotiomycetes; Eurotiales; Aspergillaceae. The record is from RefSeq and is a predicted model, not a curated record. The transcript has 2 exons.
AUGGCUGUCAAGCAACAGCGGGAGCCAUCCCGUCUCCGAGCAAGCCCCCAGGACGAGCUGCACGAUUUGCUUUGUGUGGGGUUCGGUCCUGCAUCGCUCGCAAUCGCAAUCGCCUUGAACGAUGCCCUGGAUCCUUGUUUGAACAAGUCCACCUCCAGCUCCGGCUGGCAACCUAGAGUCUGCUUUCUGGAGCGUCAGAAGCAGUUCGCCUGGCACCCGGGCAUGUUGCUGCCCGGAUCGAAAAUGCAGAUCUCUUUCAUCAAGGACCUGGCCACCCUCCGUGAUCCCCGCAGCAGUUUCACCUUCCUCAACUACCUUCACCAGAAGGAGCGGUUGAUCCACUUCACAAAUCUGGGCACGUUCACUCCAGCUCGCCUGGAGUUCGAAGAUUAUAUGCGCUGGUGUGCGCAACGAUUCUCCGAUGUGGUUUCUUACGGAGAAGAGGUGAUUGAUGUGGUUCCGGGCAAAACCGACCCUACAGGCUCGGUGGUUGACUAUUUCACUGUUCGCUCCCGCAAUGUCGAGACCGGAGAGAUUUCCUCCAGAACGGCCCGGAAGGUCGUAGUCGCGCUUGGUGGCAGUCCAAAGAUGCCCCCAGGCCUCCCUCAAGACCCCCGGAUCCUGCAUUCGUCCCAGUACUGCACCAAUCUACCCACUCUACUCAGCGACGAGCGCAAACCUUAUAACGUUGCCGUUCUUGGAAGCGGCCAAAGUGCUGCGGAAAUUUUCCACGAUAUUCAGAAGCGAUAUCCUAACUCUAAGACUACCCUGAUUAUGCGGGAUACCGCCAUGCGACCCAGCGAUGACUCCCCAUUCGUCAAUGAACUCUUCAAUCCCGAGAGAAUCGAUAAAUUCUACAACCUUUCUGCGAAUGAACGUCAGCGUUCCCUCAAGGCUGACAAGGCCACUAACUACAGUGUCGUCCGGCUUGAGCUCAUCGAGCAGAUUUUCGACGACAUGUAUACCCAGCGAAUCCAGAACCCUGACGAGACACAGUGGCAACACCGCAUUCUACCUGGCCGUAAAGUCACCCGAGUCGAACAUCAUGGUCCCCAAAGUCGGAUGCGCAUUCACGUUCGCGCCGCUAAGGAUGGAGCAGACAGCUUGGUUGGUGAUGGCAAGGAGACAUUGGAGGUGGAUGCCCUCAUGGUGGCAACGGGUUACAACCGCAAUGCACACGAGCAACUUUUGAAGAACGUACAGCACCUGCGACCGGCGGGGCAGGAAGUGUGGACCCCUGGUCGGGAUUAUCGGGUCGAUAUGGACACCAGCAAAGUUAGCGCCCAUGCAGGCAUUUGGCUUCAGGGCUGCAAUGAGAAGACACAUGGCCUGAGCGACAGUCUUCUGUCCGUCUUGGCCGCUCGAGGCGGGGAGAUGGUGGAAUCGAUUUUUGGUGAACAGCUGUCGGGUGCGACGGUGCCGGCCACCAGAUUGCGCGCCAUGCUGUAA